This is a messenger RNA of Ordospora pajunii, 1065 nucleotides long. RefSeq lists its product as uncharacterized. The record is from RefSeq and is a predicted model, not a curated record. The transcript has a single exon. The coding region runs from base 1 to 1065 and encodes 354 amino acids. NCBI's taxonomy places the organism in Eukaryota, Fungi, Microsporidia, Ordosporidae.
AUGACCAAAAUACACUACAUAAAAUACAUCGACGAAAUCAACUAUGCAAUUGAGGGAUUUUCAAGCGGAGAUGAGGUAUGCUCAUUACAAUCAAUCGCCAAGAUGAUGCAUGACGAGCACUUCAAGGCAUUCAUGAAGGAAUCCAGGUAUCUUAUGCAGGUUGUGCAGGCAAUGUCUCGUGCACAGACGCCAAGACGAUUCGGCAACGAGGCAUUGCAUAUAAUUGCCGAAGCAUUCAAUCCGUACUCGUUUGAAGACAUGAAUGUGCUGUUCAGCAUACUACUACAGAUAUUAAAUGGCUCAGCAUACAAUGAGCUCAUGCCUUUAUGGAUUACUUUACAGGCAAGCAAAAUAAUUGGAAUAAUGCGGAGGAUUCCAAUUAGGUGGUAUUGCAGAUAUACCGAAUGCAUGGAGCUUGAGCAGCUUGUUUUUGAAUUGCAGGUGCUUAUUGGAAAACGGGUUCUGAAGUGGAGCAGGUUUUUGUGCCUGGUAUUAUCCACAUGCUGUAAGUUUGUGCUUGAGGACAGGUUUGUGGGUAGAAUGCUUACAAGAAGGGAAUAUAAAACACUUGGGAUAUACACACAGUCUGAGGAGAAUGUAGCCAAGCUUGCGCAGAGAGCUUUUGUGAUGCAUAGGCUUGAGGAUGCAGUCUGUAGCGAGUUUAUCGGUAGAAACAGCGAGGUGAUAGACGCAAAUGCGAAUGGAGUGUGCACAUCAACAAAUGCUGUGGGAGUUCUGGGCCGGCUAGAUGUAUAUGAGAAAGCAAGCAACAGAAUUGGACGCGAAAAUGCAAGGAGAGAUCUGCUUGCAAUAGUGAUAAACUUGGGAUGCAUGGGUGUUCGCCUGGAUAUACCAUUGCGGCUAGUUGAAGAGAUGCACCGUGCUGCAGAUGGAGUCACCAAGUGCUACACCGCGAUGCUUCUACUUAUUUCACCGAAUGCUAUGGAUGAGCUGCCGUGGAUUGAUAUAGAAGAACUCAAAGAAAAUGCCAGGAGGCUUGAGCAUGUUACUGAGUGUUUGGUGAGCAAGACACAAUUGAGCAAAUUGAUUAGUUUAAUGGUAUAA